Molecule: messenger RNA, 1426 nt
Organism: Scleropages formosus (Asian bonytongue)
Lineage: Eukaryota; Metazoa; Chordata; Actinopteri; Osteoglossiformes; Osteoglossidae
Product: serine/threonine-protein kinase pim-1-like
Exons: 9
Coding region: 54-1394 (446 amino acids)
Biological process (GO): regulation of mitotic cell cycle; protein autophosphorylation; negative regulation of apoptotic process
Cellular component (GO): cytoplasm
Molecular function (GO): protein serine/threonine kinase activity; ATP binding
Source: RefSeq, a predicted model, not a curated record
GACCACCUGCAGAAGAAAAACCCAAGUGAGCUUCACACCCUAUCAAACAGACAAUGAACGUCACAUUACUGGACAUAACAGAUGUUCUUCUACAGGGCUGUCCAAUAAGAUGGAUGGAGCAAUGGAAUUCCCAAAGAACCAUGACCAAAGACUCCACACACCUCACUGAAGAGGAAUUGGAGUCACCUGAAGUGAAAACUGUUAACAGCACUUGGGUAAAUAACUCUGAAAAACAGAAGAAGACUAGAGAAGCAGCCCAGAUUUUCAGACCAAUGCUCAAUACCUUCUGCAGAGGAAAAAGUCUGGAUAAGAAGCUCAAACUGCAUCAGAGUGCCAGUGAUGAGACUGAUGUCCAUAACAGAUACUUUUCUACAGAGGAAUUGGAAUCACACGAGGUAAGAUCUGCAAAAGAAGCCUGGACAAAUACCUUUGGAAAACAGAAGAGGAGCAGAAGAUCAGCCCAAGCCUUCUGGCACAUGGUGAACUUGUUCACCUGCUGCAGAGGAAAAACCAGGGUGAAAAAGUUCAGAACCCCUCACAAUGACAGUGAUGAGACUGAUGUACAUAACAGAUACGUUUCUACAGAAUGCUUAGAGGACCUAUAUACUCACGGAGAGGUACUGGGCAUCGGAAGUUUUGGCAUAGUCUAUGAAGGGUUCCGAAAGUCUGAUGGAUUACUGGUAAAAUACCAGACUCAUCCCAUCGUGGCCAUCAAAUAUAUUUCAAAAUCAGAAGCAAAACAGAUUAUGGAUACUGAGGGUCUCAUUCCUCUCGAGGUGGCCCUGAUGAAGCGGGUAAACUCUUCUCCAGCCAGCCCUUACAUAGUGCAACUGAUUGACUGGUUUGACCAUCCUACUGAAUAUGUCAUGGUGCUGGAAAGGCCCCAUCCCUGUCUGAACCUUGUGGAGUUCUGUGAAUCCCAGGGGGGUAAACUGACUGAGAACAAGGCACGCAGUGUGAUCCUGCAGGUGGUUGAGGCUUUGAGGACCUGCCAAGCCCGGGGUGUCCUGCACAGAGACUUGAAGCCAGAUAAUGUGCUUAUCCAAACUGAUACACUGCAGGUCAAGUUAAUAGAUUUUGGCUGUGGAGAAUUUCUGACAAGCACUUCAUACAAAGGCUUUGCAGGGGCAAGAUUGUUUAAUCCCCCAGAGAUGUUUCUUCAAAACCUGUACAUACCAGUCCCAGCCACGGUGUGGUCAGUUGGGGUGACACUCUUUGAUCUUGUGUGUGGCUCCCUGCCUUUCUUCUCCCGUGAGGAAAUUAUUAGAGCCAAACUGUUCUUCCGAGAGAAAGUCACCACAGACUGUCGCCAUCUGGUUCGCUGGUGUCUCUCCCCAAAUCCAGCAAAUCGGCCAACAUUGGAGCAGAUUGUGUUCCACCGUUGGUUCCAGUAGGGCUGUAGAGGGAUUGGUGCUCUAUAGCUAGC